Cladophialophora carrionii CBS 160.54 is the source of this 3168-nucleotide messenger RNA. RefSeq lists its product as uncharacterized. Gene Ontology annotation, biological process: protein import into nucleus. The coding region runs from base 1 to 3168 and encodes 1055 amino acids. Gene Ontology annotation, molecular function: small GTPase binding. The record is from RefSeq and is a predicted model, not a curated record. The transcript is spliced from 2 exons. Gene Ontology annotation, cellular component: nuclear envelope; cytosol. Lineage: Eukaryota; Fungi; Ascomycota; Eurotiomycetes; Chaetothyriales; Herpotrichiellaceae.
AUGGAGCAGCAGGUCCUUCAGCUUCUCCAAGCAACGACCCGCCCGGACACUGCCGUCAUUAGAGAUGCCGAGCAGAGUCUUCUGCGGUUAUACCCUCAGCAGGAUUUCCCAUUUGCGCUCUUGACGAUAGCUUCACACAACGACAUUGAAUCCAGUUCGCGGAAAGCGGCAUUGACUGCUCUGAAGAACUAUAUUUCCGCCACUUGGUCACCGCAACUUGACGAGACUUUUACAGGGCAUGUUUAUCUGAAUGAUGAAGCCAAAGCCCGGGUUCGCGAUCAAGUCUUCGCCAUCUGCACGCUCGAGGGCAACCAAGCUCCGAAAGACGCCACAAUCCAAGCUCUAGCCGCUGGUGUCGCCAGUAAGAUCGCCACGGUCGACUUUCCCGAUGCAUGGCCUUCGUUGUUCCCCUCGUUGCUCACCAUCCUCAACACUUCAACCGACGAUGCGCCCGUUCACGGCACGCUACGAGUGCUAGCGGAACUGGUCGACGAGGGUCUGACAGAGGAGCAAUUCUUCAUGGUCGCUCGAGACCUCGUCAAUGGCUUGCAGCAUGUAGCAGUGGACAGCAAUCGCGGCUUGAUCGUCAGGGCUAUGACUCUCAAUGUCUUCCGAGCAUGCUUUGAGAUGUUGGAAAUGGUCAUGGCCGAUCAUGGGGCGGCGGUGAAGCAGUUUCUAACCGAGUCCUUGAAAGCUUGGAUGCCGUUCUUCAUGGAGACACUAAAGCAGCCACUUCCAGAGGUCGUCAAGCCGGAUGAUGCGCAUCUCAGAGGCCUGGUGGCGUUGAAGGUGCAGGUAACGCUGGACAAACUCAGAUCGGUCUACGUACAGGCCAUUUCACCCCAUGCAACUGCGCUCUUCGAGAUCGUAUGGCAAGAACUAUCGAGGCUCGCCACUCCGUAUGCACAACUCUUCAUCGAAGGCACCGCAGAAGGCAAACUCGUCGACAGCGACAACCUCCCCUGCAGCCUCGACGCGCUGGUCCUCGAAGAACUCGACUUCCUCCAAAUCACCAUCAAAGCCCCUCCUGUUCGCAAGGAACUCUCCGCACAAAUGCAGCAGUUCGGCGACGCACAGCAUACCGUCCCUUGGCUCCAAGAACUCAUCCGCGUCCUCGUUCUUUACGCCAGAAUACCAAAGGAGGAAGAAGCGCUCUGGGAGUACGAUGCCAACCUCUACCUCUGCGAAGCCGCCUCCCUGACGGCGAACUACACCCCCCGAGCAGCAUGCGCAGAACUCGUAGUGCGGAGUUUAGGCGAAUGGUUAAAACAGCUUCCCAUCGUUGCGAUGCUGCAUUUCAACCAACGUCACCUUCAGUCCGCUGCCACGUGGAAAGAACGCGAAUCCCUGCUCUACCUGCUCAAUCAGUCACUGAAAGACAUGGAGGAAGUCUCUGGCAAACUCGAUCCGCAAACUGCAUCUGUGACCCUCGAGCAAGUUUCUUCAGCACUGCAAGACCCUAACCUGUUCAUGCGUGCCGCCGCUCAAAUGGUGCUGGGAUGUUUCUUCAAGAUCACGAGCAACAACGCAGAUUACGCAUCUGCCGGCGCCGCAGCAUUUGCCAACGCCAUCACCGCUUCGGCAAGCGAUCCUUCGGACGUGGUGAAAGUGGCAUGCUUCUUGAUCCUGCCAGAUUACAUCGAAGCCUUGCCUAGAAAUAUCACGCAGCCGAUGCAGUCGGCCAUCAUCAACGUCAUCGGUGAAUUCAUCUCGAGCCGAGAUCUAAGAGAUGAACUUGAAGACGCCGACGACGUCAAAGCCGCUUUGAUCCAACUCCUGCGCGACGCCAUCAUGCUUGACACGUCAACACUCAUGUCGCCCGAGAACAAUGCCAUCGACCUGUUCUUCACCCUUGCAAGUGAUGGCGCGAGCAAUUUCCAACUCUUCACGCUGCUCACCGAGGCAUUCGAGGGCAUCGUCUCCUCUGUCUCCACCGCCGGCCAAGAUCAGUACAUCCGGCUGUGCGCAAAGACAAUACCUUCACUGACGGGCGCGUUUGACAUUGCCAACAUAACGCAAGAAUCCGCGCUGACCAACCUCGCCGCCGAACUGGUCUCGGCGCUCGCCGAGUUCGGAUCUGAUCCACUGCCUGCGGGCUUCGUACAAGCCGUCAUGCCGAAGUUACAGAGAGUGCUGAUGGAAGCCACAGAGGCCGAACUCGUCCGCCCCGCCACGCUGGCAUUGAACCACAUGCUCAGCAAGGGCACUGCGCAAUUCCUCGAAUGGAGAGACAGCACGGGCAAAUCCAGCAUCGAAGUCACGCUGACCAUCAUCAACCGCCUGCUCAACUCCCCGGACGUGGACGAGAACGCGGGCCAAGAAGUCGGCGGGCUUGCCUCGUCGCUUGUCUCCAAGUUCGGCGCCGACAAGAUGGGCCCCUAUCUCAUGGACUUGCUCCGCGCCGUGGCCAUCCGCCUCGCCACCGCGGAGCGCAUCCAAUUCAUCCAAAGCCUGUGCAUGGUCUUUGUGGGCCUGGCGCUCGCGGCGCCGAAAGAAGUCGUCGACUUCCUCGCCGAGGUGAACAUCAACGGCCAGAACGGCCUCGGCGUGGUGUUGACGCGCUGGCUCGAAAACUCGGUCCACUUUGCCGGCUUCGACGAAGUCCGGCAGAACGUCGUCGCGCUGAGCAAGAUCUUCGCACUGCACGACGAGCGAGUGCGCGCCGUGCACGUCAAGGGCGAUUUGAUUGUCGACGCCGCCGCGGCGAGCAGCGGGCGCAUCAAGACGCGAAGCCAGGCGAAACUCAACCCGGACCGCUGGUCCAGCAUUCCCGCGGACCUGAAGAUUCUGAAAAUCAUGGUCGACGAGCUGGCCAGCGCGGCGACGUCGCGGUUCCCGGACCUGGCGGCCGCGCAGGCUGCCGCGGACGCGCUCGACGAGGAGGACGACGAGGCCGAGGAUGCGGACGAGUGGGAGGACGUCGGUUCCGCGGGGGCCGUGGAUCUGGCGAGCGCGGCCGUGCGCGGCGAUCUCAUGUCGUUGGCCAAGGAGUUUGGUGGCGACGACGGGGCCGGGGCGUCUCCCACGGGGAGUCGGGCCCGCGACGAAGAGACGGCCGAGUACCUGCUCAAUUGGUUCAAGGGGGAGGCUGGCAAGGAGCGCUUCCUCGGCCUGUUUGAGCAAUUGUCGGGAGAGGAGAAGGGCAAGCUGAGAGAGCUGGUUGCUUGA